AUGCCUUCUCAAUUAUCCAGCUGGUUCGCGCGCCACUGCACCCCUCCGCCGCCUCUCAACACUUCCUCGGCAUGCCCCUGCGCCAACUGCUACAACCUGGGCACGGAUGUCGCGCCCCGGCAGCACAGGCAACGGCAACCCCAGCAACAACAACAGCGGCCGUUCGUCCGGGCUCUCGACGACGCGAGUCGUAGGCCAAGCUCCACAACGCCGGCCGACUCCGACUCCUUCUCCAUCUGCAGCGUCGCCGAGAAGCCCGGCACGACGAUAACGACCACGACGCACAUUGAACGCGUGACGCCGCAGUAG
Molecule: messenger RNA, 309 nt
Organism: Purpureocillium takamizusanense
Lineage: Eukaryota; Fungi; Ascomycota; Sordariomycetes; Hypocreales; Ophiocordycipitaceae
Product: Protein-ribulosamine 3-kinase
Exons: 1
Coding region: 1-309 (102 amino acids)
Source: RefSeq, a predicted model, not a curated record